AUGGCUUCCUCUUCUGAUGAGAAGUUUAUGUCAGAUUUUGGUCAUUUGCCUCUCUCUGUAGCAAUGGUGGAUAAUGGUGAUUUAUCUCUUUCUCCGACAAACCCUUUGCAAACCUCUUAUUCCACCACUCCUGUAUCUGCAUCUCUUCACGAGCUGGUAAAAGAUAUCAGCACUUUGGCGGCGAGGCUUUGCUGGGUUAAAUGGUCCGACCAUGAGCAAAACCCAAUCGAUGAUUUGGUUGAUCCAUUGGGUUAUGUGACUAUAGCCAUAACCCUUUUCGAAUCAGAAGAAAUGACAAUCAACAAGGAUUUCCGGGAGCCAUUAUUUGGAGAAUUCAAGGCUUUGCUAAGCUGCAGCAAGAAUGUGAUAGCACUGGUGGAAAGUAUUGAAGAAGGACAGACUCCCAACGUGCGAAAGAAUGAUGAGAUAAAACAAUUUUGGGAGAAACUGGAAGUCGUGUGUGCGUCAUACAUGGCGCUCGGUUUGGGGGCACAAUGGUUGAAAGCUUUUGGACCUGGGAAUAAGACUAGUAGAGAAGCUUAUCUAUUGCACUCAAAAAUGUGUGAUUUGAGUUGUUUACCAGACUUAGUCGGUGAGUUGGAAGAGACAUACGAACGUCUUGAUCCGAUUGGUUAUCAACGAUAUCUUGCUUUGAUUGAUGUCCCAGGAAAGGAGCAUGAAACACCAGCGAAAGAAUGCGAUGAGAAAUUCGUCGGCAGGACAGGAGUGACUAAAAAUAGACCUAUCGCUCUUCAUCUUCAUUCCAAAGUACCACCUCGAUAUACACCUCCCCUUGCCUCCGCAAAAACUGCAGUAAAUGAUACAACUUCAACCAACCCGGAAAAGAAUACGGGAAACAAAAUCCAUUACGAGACAAUGACUCUCUAUCAUGUACCUGCCCAUAUAAAGCAAGAUUGGUGGAUGUUGCCUGGGUGCGACCUUAAGGUAUGGCCAGCCGGACGAAAAUACAUUAUGGAGGAAUGGUCAUUGUCGGCUGGUACAUUACAUAAUGCCGAGAUUCCGAGAAUCAGACAGAGAUUUCAAGAUGCAGCAAGGAGAAAGAUGUAUGGAUGUGGCAUGAGAAUGGAAAUCAAAGCCGGUGGAGAUGUGGAGAAACAAAUGCGAGAGGAUUACUUGAGGGAUAUUGUCGAUAGGCUAGGAGAGAAAGCAGACAAAACACUUUUGCAUCUUUGUGGAGGGGGUCAUGAUGUUUUCUACAGUGAUGAUAUCGUACGAAGAUAUACAGUCGAAGCGAUUGAGACGAGAGAGCUAAGCGGGAUUUUCGGUGGACCGAGAAUUAUGGGUUUAGAGGAGAGUUUGAAGAUGAAGAAGGACAUAGAAUUUGGUAGGAGGAAGUGGUGGAAAAAGGUGAGAGAUUUCAAAGGGAAGGAAUGGUGGAGAGAGGGAAAGAAGGCUGAGUGGUGGUUGGAGGCUGAGAAGGUUGAAUGGAUUGUUGUGCUUAAGGUUGAGGACAUUGAUAGUUCGAAGAGGUUCAUGCCAAGGGGGCAGAAUGACUUCAAAGAGGGGACAACGAGUAUUAGCCAGGAGGUACGAAGCAGCCUGGGACAAGGAGAGGAGAACAGCAGUCAAGAGAACAAAGUUGCGAUUGUGGGAAGCGUGAAUGAAAAGAAAGAUAUGAAGAAAGAAGAGACAAUGGGAAUCGAGGAAGCAGAAAGGAGAAUGAGAAUUUUGGUGAGAAGGUUGUAUGUUGAGGGAAAUGGUGAUGAGAGGAUAGAGGGUUAG
This is a messenger RNA of Botrytis byssoidea, 1743 nucleotides long. RefSeq lists its product as uncharacterized. The record is from RefSeq and is a predicted model, not a curated record. The coding region runs from base 1 to 1743 and encodes 580 amino acids. Lineage: Eukaryota; Fungi; Ascomycota; Leotiomycetes; Helotiales; Sclerotiniaceae. The transcript has 2 exons.